Molecule: messenger RNA, 2454 nt
Organism: Haliotis rufescens (red abalone)
Lineage: Eukaryota; Metazoa; Mollusca; Gastropoda; Lepetellida; Haliotidae
Product: E3 ubiquitin-protein ligase Midline-1-like
Exons: 4
Coding region: 190-2145 (651 amino acids)
Biological process (GO): positive regulation of DNA-templated transcription
Cellular component (GO): nucleoplasm; chromatin
Molecular function (GO): ubiquitin-protein transferase activity; zinc ion binding
Source: RefSeq, a predicted model, not a curated record
CCUUUCACAGUUACCUCCCUUUUCCCAAUUCGCGACAACGCACCUGGUGUAUACAUUCUUUGCUAGCUGUGUCGAUCAAUUAGAGUCAAGCUGGUGCGAGUUUUAUAAGGACGAUGACAUUCAUGUGAGAAACAGACAUCACCCGUGAUAUACGUCAAGGGCUCCUGUAUUGCUGUUAUUGUGUUCCAGAUGUCGGGAUCUGUGGCUGAGAAACCGAGUGACUUGCUGACGUGUGUAAUGUGCAAUAAUGUGUACACAGACCCCUGUACACUGAGGUGUGAUCACACAUUCUGCAGGAAAUGUGUCACAGGAUACAUCCAAACCAGACCAGAUGCUGUACAGUCCAAGACGAUCCCCUGUGCCUUCUGUCGUCAGUUUACCAAGGUCCCCCACCCUAGCAGGCCUCUGGAGGAAUGGGCGGGGCAGAUCAAACCCAGUAUCAUUAUACAGCGGCUGAUUGACAUUCAUGAACCUGAGCAUACAAGAUCAGAUAUUGCGGAUUCCCAACACUGCUAUGUUUGUUGGGAACUAGGGGAGACAACUCGUGCAGCUUUAUGGUGCCCUGACUGUGACGUUCCGCUCUGUGACAGAUGCGUUCGGACACACCGUGCAUCCCCUGCCUCUCGUGAGCAUCAGCUGUCCGAUCUUUCUUGGAGGCACAGAAUGAAAAGGAACCGGAAAUUAACGUGUACAGACCACACGGAUGAACAAGUCAAAUUUCUUUGCAUGGAUUGUAGCAAAUUGUCCUGUCAGUCGUGCAGUGUUCUUUACCAUCGGAAAUGUGAAUCUGUCCUCACGAUUAAAUCACAGCUGCCGCUGCUGAAGUCUGGAUUAUCUUUGAAAAGAAAGAUCAUGCACAACGCUCUGCAGAACAAAAGGACUAAGAAAUCCAAGCACGAAUUAAAAGUGAAACACCUGUCAGAGACGCAUCAGUUAAUACAUGCAAACAUUCAGGCAAUUACAGAAACAAUUGUUAAAAACAUAAAACUCAAGGAACAACAAUUGUUAGAUGAACUUGAUACCAUAACGAGGACCAUCACCGAUGACAUACAGGCUGUUUUGAAACACGAAGAGAUCGAGAUGCAGAUGUACAGACAACAUUGUGAGUUCAUUGACCAGGCCUUGUUAUCGGACUGUGAGAUGGACCUGUAUGACGCGUAUCAGGCCUGGGAGUUCGGAGCUGCUGACUUUGGUGAUUGUCCAGACAGAGACAAAGCAGACACACGGAGAAUAGACGACAUCAGGUUUACACCAGACACUGACAACGUCCAGCAACUCCUAGAUGACCUACUACUGGGAACGAUUGACGUCACAUAUGAGGAUGUGCAGAAACCACCUUCUUAUUGUUUGUUAUAUGAGACGAUGGACGGACGGACAGAUGUUGAUGAACGGGAACCGUACCUGCGUGAUAAUACUGUUCUUGUUGUAAACGACAUUGAAACACUCGUAGUGACCGACUGGAAUGAAAAAAGCGUGAAAUCCUUCUACACCAGGAAGGAUCAUUCAUGCCACAGCAAACUAUCCCUCAAAAACUCUCCAUUUGGAGUGGCAUAUUUGAAGGAAAACCACGUUAUCGUUACGAUCCCAAGAUCUCAUCAGAUUGUGACAAUCGGAGUGACCCCUGACUUAGAUCUGCUUUCAACCAUCGACACCAGCAAGGCGUAUUACAGUGUUGCUGUUCUGAAUCCCGCGUCUUUAGUAGCCGGUGCCAUUAACUGUGUGGACAUCUUAGAUAUGGAGGGGAAGGCUCUGAGAUGUGUCAGCGGACCUGGAGAUGAGUUACCCCUGACCUAUCCAUACUACAUCAGCGUGAGCAGCAAGGGCAACAUACUUGUGUCUGACUGUUGGAAAGGAGUAGCAAAAUGCCUGACAUCAGAGGGUGACGUUAUGUGGACAUACGCCCCUACCGAAGACAAAGCAAUCAGUGAUCCUUGUGGCAUCGUGGCAACCCGCACGGGUUAUGUUCUACUUGCAGACCGGCGUUUGAACAAGGUCGUGCAACUGACAGAGAAGGGAAGGUUUGUCCGAGAUGUAAUCACAACACGGGAUGACAUCAAGUCACCAUUGGGUCUCGCUGUGGACAGACAUGGCUCCAUAUGUGUGUGUGAUAAAGACGGCAUCAAACGCUUCAUUCUAACGUUAUGAAACUGUUACAUGUGAAUAGAACGUACAUUUGGCCUAUAUUAUCCUGUAUCCAAGACAGGAUGAUAUCAAGUCAACACUGGGGCUCUUUCUGGACAGACAUGGCUCUUAAAGUUUGUGUAAUAAAGACGGCAUCCAACGCUUUCUUCUGACGUUAUGAAACUGUAACACUUGGCGGAAACGUUAUUAUGGUACCCUAUCCUGUAUCUAAAAAUCCGUGACAAAUUGUAUUUGUAUCUGUUCUCUUGUGUCUUAAGUAUUUCGAAGACAUGCACGUGUAGGUGUGUGAGCAAAUAAAUGUCAUUUCCUGUA